This is a messenger RNA of Anolis carolinensis (green anole), 4572 nucleotides long. RefSeq names its product transmembrane protein 132E (gene tmem132e). NCBI's taxonomy places the organism in Eukaryota, Metazoa, Chordata, Lepidosauria, Squamata, Anolidae. The record is from RefSeq and is a predicted model, not a curated record. The transcript is spliced from 9 exons. Bases 68 to 3196 code for a protein of 1042 amino acids.
CCCCUUUUUUUGGGGUGCAGAGACCCCACCGGAAGUGGACCCCGGUUUUGGGACCCUGCCCAUCGCCAUGGCCGGGCCUCGGCCCCCCCUCCUCCUCCUCCUCCUCUUCGCCUGCUGCCUCGGAGCCCACGCCCAGCCCAAGGCCCACCCCACGGGACCGCCGCCCACCGAGACCCCUCCCCCGGCGCCCGCGGCGGCCACCCUGCCGGUCACCUUCCGCCUGUCCAACGCCCGGCUGGCCUUCUUCCUGCGCCCGACCACGCCCCCGGCCCCUCCGGACAACGCCAGCCGGUCGGAGCCCUUCGUGGUCUUCCAGACGCAGGAGGUUCCGGUGGUGAACGCCUCGCUGGGCCCCCUGGUGGCGGGGCAGGCCGUGCCGCGGGAGCUGCUCCAGCCGCCCAGCGCCCUGGAGGUGCCCGACCGGCUGACGGUCAACUGGAAGGUGCGGGCGUCCAUCGUGCGGGCGCGGGUGCCGGCCGACGAGCCCUCGGCCCAGGUCUUCUUCUACGUGGCCGGGCGCGACUGGGACGCCGCCGAGCCCCCCCGCGAGCGCCUGCCCUGCGUGCGCCUGCACGCCUUCCGCGAGGCCCUCGAGCUGCGCGCCGCCUGCCGCCUCCGGGGCCCCCUGGCCGCCUGCCUGGCCCAGGCCCCCCUGCCCCGCGCCUGGUUCGCCCCCCCCGCCGGCACCCAGCCCGACCCCCCCGCCGUGGAGCUCUACUACACGCUGCUCUUGCACGGCAAUGGCGGGGGCGGGGACUGCGAGGGCGAGGCCGGGGGGCGGGGGGGGCACCCCGGGGCGCGGGCCGAGGGCCCCACCCAGCACCCCCUCCUGCGCAUCGGCAGCCUGCGCCUGGCCCCGCCCCCGCCCGGCCCCCCCGCCCAGGAGCAGCGCCUGGACGACCACCUGCUCCUGCGCCUCCCCCACGGGCCCCUCCGCCCCGGGGACCUCCUCCGCGUGGCCCUCCUCCGCGCACGGAACUCCUCCGUCCAGCAGUUCACGCUCAGGGUGAAGGCCAAGAAGGGGGUGAACCUGCUGGCGACUCGAACCCGGCACCCCAACUGGCUGCUCAACGCAGAGAUCCAGGCGGGCAGCAAGCACGCCACCUCCAGCGUGGACGUCUCCUGGAUCGGGGCCCCAGACAGGGAGGAGGAGGAGGAGGAGGGUCCCUAUGAGGUCAUGCAGCUGGACUUUGAGAUGGAGAACUUCACCAGCCAGUCGGUCACUCGGCGGAUCAUGUGGCACGUGGACUACCGGGGCCGCAGCCCCCCGCCCGACCUGGAGAAGGCCGUGACCGAGCUGACCGUCCUCCAGAAGGACAUCCGGGCCAUCCUGCCCCUGGCCAUGGACACCGAGAUCAUCAACACGGCCAUCCUGACCGGCCGGACGGUGGCCAUCCCGGUGAAGGUCAUCGCCAUCGAGGUCACCGGGGUCAUCCUGGACGUCUCCGGGUCAGUACGGUGCAAAUCCAGCAACGAAGACAUCAUCAAGGUCUCCAACGGCUGCGACUACGUCUUUGUGAGCGGGAAGGAGACGGGGGGCUCCAUGAACGCGGGGGUCUCCUUCGGCUACGAGCACCUCAGCGCCCUCCUGGAGGUGACCGUCUGGGUGCCCCGCAUCCCACUCCGCGUCGAGCUCUCUGACCCUCAUCUCAGCCAGGUCAAAGGCUGGAGGAUCCCCAUCGUGGCCGACCGCAGGUCUGUCCGGGAGAGCGAGGAUGACGAGGAGGAGGAGGAGGAGGAGCGGCGCCAGAGCCGGGGCUGCGCCCUCCAGUUCCAGCGCGCCUCCCUGCGCGUCUUCACCCAGUUCCACACCACAUCCGCCGAAGGCAGCGACCAGGUGGUCACCAUGCUGGGCCCCGAGUGGCUGGUGGAGGUGACCGACCUGGUGGGGGACUUCAUGCGGGUGGACGACCCCCGGGUGGCCCGCCUGGUGGACACCCGGACCCUGGCCGGACGGGAGCCCGGCACCACCCUCUUCAAGGUGGUCUCCCCGCUGACGGAGGCGGUGCUGGGGGAGGCGGCAGUGACGGUGUCGGAGGAGAAGGUCUCCCUGAUGGCGCUGAAGGCCCAGCUGGUCUCCAACCUCUCUCUCUCCCUGCAGCCCAGUCCGGGCAGCAGCCACACCAUCGUGGCCAAAGCCAGUGCCCAGCAGGCCCUCAGCCUCCCAAAGCAGGAGGCCUUGCUGAGCCUUUGGGUCUCCUACAGCGACGGCACCACGGCCCCGCUCUCCUUGUACGACACGCGGGACUACACGCUGGUGCUGAGCAGCCAGGAUCCCUCGGUGGUCUCAGUGGUGCCGGGAGGGUCCUUCCCGCUGGUCCGGGCUGAGGGCGAGGGCUCCGGCGAGCUGGUGAAGGCUGAGCUGACCAUCUGCGAGGCCUGCCAGAAGACCAAGCGCAAGAGCACCUUGGCCACCGCCGUGGCGGGCGUCCAGGUCCGCUUCCCCUCCGAGGAGGAGCCCACCUACGACUACGAGCCGGUCCAGACCCCGAAGGAGAGCGGAGGUGAUGGCCACACCACGACACGGCUGGAUGUUUCCUGGCGCCUGGUGCCACCCAGCCCAGAGACCCGCUUACCCAGCGCGGUGCUCCCAACGAAGGACUUCCCCACACUCCCCACCGGCUAUGUCCAAGUCCCCCGCGGCCUGACGGACCUGGAGAUUGGCAUGUACGCCCUCCUGGGGGUCUUCUGCCUGGCCAUCUUGGUCUUCCUCAUCAACUGCAUCGUCUUUGUGCUCAAGUACCGGCACAAGCGCAUCCCGCCUGAAGGCCAGACCAACAUGGACCACUCGCACCACUGGGUCUUCCUGGGCAAUGGGCAGCCCCUGCGGGCACAGGCUGAGCUGGCCACCCCACCGGCCGACCCGCUGGAGGGCGUCCCAAGCUGCUGCCAUGGCGACCACCACAGCAGUGGGGGCUCCUCACAGACCAGUGUCCAGAGCCAGGUCCACGGCCGCGGGGACGGUUCCUCGGGUGGCUCGACCCGCGACCAGAGUGAGGACCCGCUCCACUCGCCCACCUCCAAGCGCAAGCGGGUCAAGUUCACCACCUUUGCCACCAUGCCGUCCGAGGAGAUGGGCUACGACUCCGUCCCCGUGGCCGACGAGGAGGACCUGGAGUGGGUCUGCCAGGACGUGGGACUUCAGGACCCCGAGGAGCUCCACAACUACAUCCACAGGAUCAAGGAGAUGGCAUAAAAAACGGGACGGAGUCCAACUCGCUGGGCCAUUCCUUCUGAGGCUGAUAGUGAUACGUUGCGAUGCCCUUCGGCCUACUCAACGUGCCUACGAUGCCCUUCGGCCUUGUUCUGGGCCUGGUUGGAGACCCCGACUUCUUUUUUGCCAGGAAAGAGGGUCUCCCUCUAAUCCAGGUCUGAUUUGGAUAUGUUGAGAUGUUUUUGGCCUCCUUUCAGGCCCAGUUGGAGACCCCAACUUCUUUUUUGCAGGGAAAGGGGAUGAUUUGGAUACGUUGUGAUGCACUUCGGCCUCCUCAACGUGUUCGCGAUGCCCUUAAUCCGACUUCUGGGCCUAGUUGGAGACCCCAACUUUUUUGUGGGGAAAGGGGGGUCCCUUCAAUCCAGUUUGGAUACGGAUACAUCGUAACGCCCUUCCGUCUUCUUGAGACGUUGACAUAUGCGGCAAAAGGGGUCCACGUACAAUCUAGGUCUUAUCCGGAUAUGUCAUCAUGCCGUUUGGCCUUCCAGGCCUGGAUUUGAUGCCCAACUUCUGGACACAUUUGGGGACCACAACAUUUGCAAAGAAAGGGUAGUACGGGACACUCUGUUGGGGCAACAAUCACACCAGGUCUGAUCAUGGCCUGGGUCCGGAGGCAACACCGUCGACGAGCAAGAGAUCCGUACUGAGUUGGGAUACAUUUCAACGUCGGAGAGGGAAUGUUGUUACUCUGCCUUCCCAGAAUCCACCGCUUGCCUUUUUUUUUGCUGCUCGUCUCCCGAAAGGCAAACCUUGGGUUUCCGCAUUGGGUCUUCUUUAUUUUAUUUACAAAAAUAAAAAAAAAUAUUUCUUUCUUGCACAAUAAAUAAAUGUGGGAGAAACGGAUAUAUCGUUCAGGGAUGCAACCCGAUCCCGGCCAGGCAUGCAUGGAAGACGCCACCGGGAGAGGACUCAACGGAGGACUUGGACACGAUCACGGAUUCCCGUCAGGCACUGUCAGUUCAUGGGACGCAGCAAAAGUGGGGUGUCAAGGCCCUUUGUGUUGCUCCCCGUCCCCGAUUCUCGUGCCUACGCUGCCUUACUGAAUGUCCCGGCCCCGAUUCGUCCGCGGUUGGGGUUGUUGACAUGCAACUUGGCUCCCUUGAAGAGCAACGGUUGGGCGGGGCCUACUUUGGUGGGACGGCGGCCCCAUUGGGGUCUCUAUUGGGGUCUCGGAAAGUUGUUUCUGCACUGUGAAGCCAUCCCUCUCCUUCCUCAUUGGCCGGCCUGCUGUGACGUCACGGAAUGCGGGAGUGUAGCUCCGCCCCCCUCGUGGAUUUGGGCGGGUGGGAGGAGGGACGAGGAGGGUCCAAAGGGAGCUGGAUUUCACCUUUUUGAUAUUAAAAAGUUACUCAGCUGAA